Messenger RNA from Chlamydomonas reinhardtii, 992 nucleotides. RefSeq lists its product as uncharacterized. The record is from RefSeq and is a predicted model, not a curated record. Bases 617 to 937 code for a protein of 106 amino acids. Lineage: Eukaryota; Viridiplantae; Chlorophyta; Chlorophyceae; Chlamydomonadales; Chlamydomonadaceae. The transcript has a single exon.
GGAAAGAUGUCAGCCUCUAACUUAGUGUACUAGGAAGGAUGUAAGAUGGAGACAACGGCCUCAACCCGGUGAUGUAAAGUACUCUGCACUCCUGGACGGCUUUGGGUGUUGGGGUUGAUUGAUUUAUAUAGGCAUUAGUCAAUAUGCACUUUGUGGCCAAGUUCAAAUACACAACUCGACGAGUUGACGAACAUGGGUUUGCGUCCCCCGGCCGGGGGACGCGCGACCACUUUCCCUAAGACACCCGAAAAGCCCGAACUUCUGCGACAAGUACUCUGAGUGCAUAACAGACUAUUGAUAUCAACCGCUAAAGCCAUGCACCAGUGACAGCAGUGACCGGGGGGGUUCAUUGCUGCCUCGGUCGACACAGCCAGCUGCUCAGCUGCAUUCCUAUGCUCGGGAAGCAUACACUACAUGCAACUACAUUACUAAAGUAAGUUUACAGCUCAGGAAGGGCGGCGGUCUCAGCUUGGCCGUCAGCGACUGCCUGAGUUUUACUGGGGGGUUCAGGGGCGCGGCAGGUGCGAGGUUGCCCCAAGGAUCCCACAGGCCUCGCCCCAGACUUCUCGCCCCUAUGUUCCCAACGUGGUCUGCUAGCCUAACACCCACAGCCGCCAUGGCCAAAGGCACGGCCGUGGCCAGAGCUGCACGCGUCUACUCUGGGGGCAGGCCCUGGCCAGGCUGGGUGGGCCUGGGUGGCAGCUGGGCGGGCCUGGGCGGCAGCUGGGCGGCCCUGGGCGGCAGCUGGGCGGGCCUGGGCGGCAUCUGGGUGGGGGCUGAGCGAGCCUGGGCAGAGCCUGGACAAGGGCCUGGACAAGGGCUGGGGAGGAGCCAAAUACCAAUGGGUUACCGGGAAGUGACCAUUUUACCAACGUUAACCGAUGUUUUACCGUGUGGCCAACCCCUACCAAUCGUAACCGAUGCUGACCGACGCUGACCAUCGGUUUAUCAGGGUGACCGCCCAGUUACCGACCCCAUACCAAUCGGUUUAA